CUUCGCUGGCCGCGCCGGCGCACAGGAUUCAGGCAGCGACAGUACGAAUGGUGAUGCCUCAGCAGAGACGAUACAGUCAUCCAGCCAUCCGCAGGACUCCGGCACCGACAGUGGGACUGGCGACGCUUCAGCUGAGACGGUGCCUUCAUCCAGACGACCGCAGGAAUCAGACGGCAACAGAGAUGAUGCUUCAGUUGAGACGGUGCCAUCAUCCAGCCAACAGCAGGUAUUUUUCGGAGCGGAGAGAAAGAAGAGGACGAGCAAGAUUGGCCGCUCGGAUCACGCCCGCCUACUCGUAGAAGAGAAGUGUCCUGUAACGGAGACCACUGGUGUCCAAGCCAGCUCAAAGGGUGGCUAUUUCGUCUACCGGCUUCCCCCCUUGGACCUGGACGGCUGUCAGGGCACCGAGCCGGCUACUGAAGGACGAGUGGGCAAUGACGCUCGUGGCACACCUGAUAGCGGUGUGAUUAGUAAUCCAUUGGAGACCAGCAAUGUGUCCAGCUGUGAAGGCUCCAUCACCGGGCCAGGGCCGGCUACUGAAGAAGGAUUGGGCAAUGACGCUCAUAGCACAUCUGAUGGCGGGGAACAUAGGGAUUCAUUGGAGACCAGCAAUUUGUCAAGCUGUGAAGGCUCCAUCACCGGGCCAGGGCCGGCUACUGAAGAACGAAUGGGCAAUGACGCUUAUAGCACAUCUGAUGGCGGGGAACAUAGUGAUUCAUUGGAGACCAGCAAUUUGUCCAGCUGUGAAGGCUCCAUCACCGGGCCAGGGCCGGCUACUGAAGAACGAGUGGGCAAUGACGCUCAUGGCACACCUGAUGGCGGGGAGAGUGGGGAGGGUAGUGAUUCAUUGGAGACCAGCAAUGUGUCCAGCUGUGAAGGCUCCAUCACAGGGCUAGGGCCGGCAACUGAAGAACGAGUGGGCAAUGACGCUCAUGGCUCACCUGAUGGCAGUGAACGUAGUGAUUCAUUCGAGACCAGCAAUGCGUCCCACUGUGAAGGUUUGGAGUCCAAGCACGGUGAUGGCGCUCAGGGCACACUUGAAAGCGGUCACAGUAGCAAUUCAUUGACGAUGAGGGAGGUGUCCAGAGGAAAAGCUAAUGAAGUCAGUCAAAUUUAUCUGGUGCCUUCGCCUGAGUGCUGUGAAUCGACUGAGAGCCUAAUUGGCGAUCUCUACGCCACUGAAAACGUCCGGCCACUUUGGCGGUGUGCUCCGACAUACGUAAUCACCGAUCUAUUUGCCGAUCAAGCGAACCAGCCGGCUGUUUUGUUCACUGCGGAUGCAGCUCUGUUGUUCCUUCUUGUGGAGCAGUCUGAACUAAUCGACAACGUGAUGUACGACUGCAGAGAAGCCGGCCACUUUGGCGGUGUGCUCCGACCUACGUAAUCACCGAUCUAUUUGCCGAUCAAGCGAACCAGCCGGCUGUUUUUUUCACUGCGGAUGCAGCUCUGUUGUUCCUUCUUGUGGAGCAGUCUGAACUAAUCGACAACGUGAUGUACGACUGCAGAGAAGCCAUCACCGAGCUAUAUCGGCGAUGGAUCAGUAUGGGACAAGUGCCACAGCUGGUGCGAGCCUCCGUUCUCGAGCGUGAUGGCAUCAGGGCCGUUGUUACGGCUACGGGGCGCGUAUAACACAUUCCAGGUGCUUUCGUCCAAUUCUUCCUUAUGGAAAAUGAGGAGGUGUCUCUCUGCUGGAAAAGAGUUCGGUCAGAAAUGUACUGUACCAGAAUCGGUAAUGUGCGAUAAUAUCGGAUGUACCAAGAACAAAGCUUGUUCUAAACAGUUUUGUCUUCAACAAUGUACUAUACAUUCCUCUUUGCUUCGUGAUGUACGACUGCAGAGAAGCAUUCCAGGUGCGUUCGUACAAUUCCAUAUGGAAAAUGAGGAGGUGUCUCUUUGCUGGAAAACAGUUCGGUCAGAAAUGUACUGUUCCAGAAUCGGAGUAAUGUGCGAUAAUAUCGGAUGUGCCAAGAACAAAGCUUGUUUUAAAUAGUUUUGUCUUCAUCAAUGUACUAUACAUUCCUCUUUGCUUCGUGAUGUACGACUGCAGAGAAGCAUUCCAGGUGCUUUCGUACAAUUCUUCCAUGUGGAAAAUGAGGAGGUGUCUCUUUGCUGGAAAAUAGUUCGGUCAGAAAUGUACUGUUCCAGAAUCGGAGUAAUGUGUGAUAAUAUCGGAUGUACCAAGAACAAAGCUUGCUCCAAACAGUUUUGUCUUCAUCAAUGUAUUAUACAUUCCUCUUUGCUUCUAAAAAUUCUUGUCCUCUGAAAACCCCUUUUCAAUUGCUGUUGUCUUCCUUUCCUCGCCUGUCUCAGACAGACGGAUGGACAGCGACAUGGCCUAUCUGUCUGUCUGUCUUUCUCUCUCCCUCGUCUAUCUCUGUAUGUCGCUGGCUGUGUCUCUCUAUGUCUGUUUCCCUCUUUCUGUGUGUCUCUCACUGCUCAUCUACAUGACAUGUAUCUGGUUCGCUCUGCCUGUCUCUCACUGCCUGGCUCUGCCUGGCUCUGCCUGUCUCUGCCUGUCUCUCACUGCCUGGCUCUGCCUGUCUCUGCCUGUCUCUCACUGCCUGGCUCUGCCUGGCUCUGCCUGGCUCUGCCUGGCUCUGCCUGUCUCUCACUGCCUGGCUUUGCCUGGCUCUGCCUGGCUCUGCCUGUCUCUCACUGCUCAUCUACAUGACUGUAUUAUGUAUCUAGGUUUUCCUGCUAAUGACUGCAUACAUAUCAAUAUGUUGAUAGUCUAUUACAUGUAUACGGCAUAUCUUGACGGUCUGUUCCCUAUGACUGCAUAGUUGGUAUAUACGUUCUUUUAACAGUUUCAUUCACAUGCAUAGUAAACAGCAGCAAAGCAUUUGAAAUAAGAUUUCAAAAUUGGAAUGUGCACAUGUGUGCAUGAUAGUACUCAAA
Sycon ciliatum is the source of this 2898-nucleotide messenger RNA. RefSeq lists its product as uncharacterized. The transcript has 2 exons. Lineage: Eukaryota; Metazoa; Porifera; Calcarea; Leucosolenida; Sycettidae. The record is from RefSeq and is a predicted model, not a curated record. Bases 668 to 1384 code for a protein of 238 amino acids.